Messenger RNA from Mus musculus (house mouse), 8383 nucleotides. RefSeq names its product ArfGAP with FG repeats 1 (gene Agfg1). The record is from RefSeq and is a predicted model, not a curated record. Gene Ontology annotation, molecular function: GTPase activator activity. NCBI's taxonomy places the organism in Eukaryota, Metazoa, Chordata, Mammalia, Rodentia, Muridae. Bases 707 to 2440 code for a protein of 577 amino acids. Gene Ontology annotation, cellular component: nucleus; cytoplasmic vesicle. The transcript has 14 exons.
CAAAAGGUGGGUGUUGCAGUUGGACUAUGUUGGAACUCUGGCUUCGGCAGGUAAAUACCGUCGUAAAUUUAUCCCAGUGCACCAUACAAAUUUAAGUCUAGAGUAGCGGAGUGAAUGGGGAUGACUUGGAAGAAGGCGACUAGGCUAGAUUCUGUAAGGGAAGAAUUUGGAGUGUCUCCUAAAGCAGCGGGAAGCUGCCGGGAACAUUUCUGCCUGGAGGAAGAUAGCCUGCUUACACGAAGCUCUUUGCACGUACAGGCACCCAGCGGAUAAGGGCUGUAAUUUAUUGACACCAUUGUGUCUUCUCUACCCCGCCCAGCUCCGACCCUUGCCGCAGCGUGGCCGCAGUGACUCCUCCCGGCCAGCAGAGGGCGCCAGCCUGCACUUGGCCCCCGGCUGCCCGAGGCCGGUCUCCUCUUGCCGCUCCCCCCGCCCCCCACCUCGUCUUUCCCCCUUAGGAGAAGUCGGGAAGGUGGCAGCGGCGGCGGUGGCGGUUGUCCCGCCCGGCCGGUUGGUGUGACCGGUCGGCGCGUGCUGCGCAGCUUCCUCGCCUUGUCCUGCCCGGCGGAGCCGAGCGGAGGCCGAGACCGGAGUCCGCGAGGGCGGAGGCGGCGGCGGCCAGGGCGGCCCGUGGGAAGGGAGCGCGGGGCCCCGGCAGCGCCGCCGGCUCCCGGCCCUGCCGGCCUCCUCGGUCGGAGCCGCGGCCAUGGCGGCCAGCGCGAAGCGGAAGCAGGAGGAGAAGCACCUGAAGAUGCUGCGGGACAUGACGGGGCUGCCGCACAACCGCAAGUGUUUCGACUGCGACCAGCGCGGCCCCACCUACGUGAACAUGACGGUCGGCUCGUUCGUGUGCACCUCCUGCUCCGGCAGCCUGAGAGGGUUAAAUCCACCUCACAGGGUGAAAUCUAUCUCCAUGACAACAUUUACACAACAGGAAAUUGAAUUCCUACAAAAACAUGGAAAUGAAGUCUGCAAACAGAUAUGGCUAGGAUUAUUUGAUGACAGAUCUUCAGCAAUUCCAGACUUCAGGGAUCCACAAAAAGUGAAAGAGUUUCUACAAGAGAAAUAUGAAAAGAAAAGAUGGUAUGUUCCGCCAGAGCAAGCCAAAGUGGUGGCCUCGGUUCAUGCGUCUAUUUCAGGGUCUUCUGCCAGCAGCACAAGCAGCACCCCGGAGGUCAAGCCCCUGAAAUCCCUGUUGGGAGAGUCUGCACCCGCACUGCACCUAAAUAAGGGCACACCUAGUCAGUCCCCAGUUGUAGGUCGCUCUCAAGGGCAGCAGCAGGAGAAGAAGCAGUUUGACCUUUUGAGUGAUCUUGGCUCAGACAUCUUUGCUGCUCCAGCUCCUCAGUCAACAGCUACAGCCAAUUUUGCUAACUUUGCACACUUUAACAGUCAUGCAGCUCAGAAUUCUGCAAAUGCAGAUUUUGCAAACUUUGAUGCAUUUGGACAGUCUAGUGGUUCGAGUAAUUUUGGAGGUUUCCCCACAGCAAGUCACUCUUCUUUUCAGCCCCAGACUACAGGUGGAAGUGCUGGAUCAGUAAAUGCUAAUUUUGCUCAUUUUGAUAACUUCCCUAAAUCCUCCAGUGCUGAUUUUGGAACCUUCAGUACAUCCCAGAGUCAUCAGACAGCAUCAACUGUUAGUAAAGUUUCAACAAACAAAGCUGGUUUACAGACAGCAGACAAAUAUGCGGCACUUGCUAAUUUAGACAAUAUCUUCAGUGCUGGGCAAGGAGGUGAUCAAGGGAGUGGUUUUGGGACCACGGGUAAAGCUCCUGUUGGUUCUGUGGUUUCAGUUCCCAGUCAUUCAAGUGCAUCUUCAGACAAGUAUGCAGCCCUGGCAGAGUUAGACAGCGUGUUCAGCUCUGCAGCCACCUCCAGUAAUGCGUACACGCCCACCAGUAAUGCUAGCAGCAGUGUCUUUGGAACAGUGCCUGUGGGUGCCUCUGCUCAGACACAACCUGCUUCAAGUGGUCCUGCUCCGUUUGGGGCUACGCCUUCUACGAAUCCAUUUGUUGCUGCUACUGGUCCUUCUGCGGCAUCGUCUACAAACCCAUUUCAGACCAAUGCCAGAGGAGCAACAGGCCUUUCUGGAGCAAUGCAUUCUCAAGUGUUUCCUCACGCUCAUUUUGCGGCAACCUUUGGCACCGCAUCUAUGAGUAUGCCAGCAGGAUUUGGCACUCCUGCCCAGUAUAGUCUCCCUACCAGCUUUAGUGGCAGUUUCCAGCAGCCUGCCUUCCCAGCCCAAGCAGCUUUCCCUCAGCAGACAGCCUUUUCUCAACAGCCCAAUGGUGCAGGUUUCGCCACGUUUGGACAAACAAAACCAGUGGUAACCCCUUUCGGUCAAGUAGCAGCUGCUGGAGUGUCUAGUAAUCCUUUUAUGACUGGUGCGCCGACAGGACAACUUCCAACAGGAAGCUCAUCCACCAACCCUUUCUUAUAGCCUUACUUAGACUCUGUACCGGAACGAACGUUUAUGUGACCAUAUUACAUCUCUUCGCCUCUUGCACUGUUGUCUUGUUUCACUGAUCUUAGCUUUAAACAUGAAAGAAGUCCUUAAAAUGCCUGCACUGUGUAUUAAACACCAGGUAAUAUGUGCAAAACAGAGGGCUCAGCAACAACUUUUCACUUGUGAAUUGGCAGGAAAAGGUAGCGGCAUCAUGUAAGUUAAAAAUUGGCUAAUGUUAAGUUAUUGCAGAUCCCACAUUCAUUAUGCUGCAGUACUGUACAUAUUUUUCUUAGAAAUUAGCUAUUUGUGCAUAUCAGUAUUUGUAACUUUAACACAUUGUUAUGUGAGAAAUGUUACUGGGGAAAUAGAUGAGCCACUUUUAAGGUGCUGUCAUAUAGCUUGGAAUGAAUGAUUAAAAUCAUUUGAAGCAUUGCUUCUGGGAAAUUCAAAUUGGAAGGUUUUAUUCAUUCUUGAAUUUUUCCUUCUCAAGAGCUCUUCUAUUCAUACACGGCUAAGUUCUUUAAAGAUGUGGAGGACACCUGUCUGCGGAAUAAAGCUGAUCAUGUUUUGCUACAGUUUGCAGGUGAACAAAAUAAAUCUUAGAAAAUAUGCUAUUGUUUUUGUGUUCUUGCUGCAAUGCCUUUACCAAAGUGGCCUUAAAUGUAAUGAGUAGUGAGUUGAGAACAUCUUGAACUCUUAAAGACUUCUAGUGACUAACUUUUUUUAAAAGGCCAUGUAGAAAAUUUAUUAAAACUACUAGGACUGCUAUAUUCAGGAAUGUGACAGUGGAAAAGCAUUUAAAUGUAGCUUGUCAGAUUCACCAUGCUACUUCUAAUUUCUCUGCAACUUCUUAAUUUUGUGAAAUUUGUAAAUAUGGAGAAUUUGCAUGUAUGUGUAUUUACAAAUAUUUUUUAAAGAUCUUGAAUUCUCAGACUGCAAAAGGCCUACUUUAACUAUUUUCCCCUCUGUUUUCAUUGUCUUUGAAUGUAUUGGAAGCAGACAUGCAUUGACUGUGACAUGGUUGCACCUGAGGUUCCCCCCUCACUUUCUGGACAGACUGAUACUAUCUAUCAAACAUUUGUUUCUGUUGGUUUGGGGAUAAAGAAAAAGGAACCCAAUGUUACCUUAAAGUGAUGAAAUACUUGUGUAAAAAGGUAGCAAUACUAAUUUUAGUUUAUCUUUUUGUUAAUAUUCAAAUGAACUGUUUAAAUAUUUAUAUGUAGUAAUGCCUCGUUCAUCCCAGGAUAAUCUGGCCCUUUCAUCAAAACCAAAUACAACUAAGAAUUGAAAUGAUUAAAAAGAAAUCUUUGAACAAUACCCCUAAGUUAUGAAUUUUGUAUGUAGAGUAUAUGCAUUUCUUUGAAUGUGUUUAAUAGUUUGGUAACUUGAUUUAUUGGUCCAUAGCAUAUUAAUGUUAACGAAAGGAAGGGUCCAGAACAAGGAUGGAAAGCACGUCCUGCCAAAGGCUCCGUAGGGACAGCCAGCCCAGUUGAGAAGUAGUAACUCUGUGCCAUCAAAAAAGCUGAAAUUGCAUACACAGUAUGUAAUGCCUGUUAGAAAGUAACUUAAAAAAAUUUUAAAGCAUUGGUUUAAGUGAUAUAAGCAUCACUUUUCUCACAUGUUGUAUUUAUAGUGGAUGUAUUUUUGCAGUGAUGGCUGUCUAUUCUCAUACUCUAAAGUCGCGGUGUUUACUUUAAGCACUGCAGUUGGGUGCCAUCCUUACUGGGAAGUUGUGCUUUGUAUGUACUUGACAGGUGACGUGCCUGAGACUUAGUCCCCUCUGACCAACCUGCCACUGAGAAUCUAGCUGGUGUUGUUGAGGCUUGCCUGCAUUUUGGGCAUAGUCUUGAACUCUUUGUACAUUUUGGGGAUCUCAUCUGUUUUCAUGGAGGGAAAACUUAAAUCUUUAAACUUUGGUUUGAGAUUGUGUCAGAUCCAAAUCAAUUCAUAUGUACAAGUUAAACUAUAUAAUUAUAGGCCAUUACCCAGAUGACCCACCAGGCUUUCCAUCUAUUGAGUAAAUUAAACAGUUAUCAAAAUAACUUUAAAGACUAUUUUUUCAAAAAGCUCUGAGGUGUAUAAUGAAGUGGGGGUGGAGGGACUGUUCUGACUUCCAGUGAGUGCCUAUAGUAAAAAUAGAAGUUCUUAGGUUCAGAGCAGUUCCAGUGUCACAGUGGGUCUUCGCAUGGUUUUUGUCUUUUAAAAUUCCCCAUCUUUUAGGCUUAAAUUUGGGGUUGCUUCUAGUUUUCGGCACUGUGUUGAGCAUUGAAAGGGUAGUGCUCAGAGUGAUGGCUGAGGGUCUUCACAGUGUGGGCUCAGUGCUCACAGCACACUUCCUGCUCUGUCUCUCAUCAGAAGUGAAGUUCUGUGUUGAUAAAUUUAAAAUCAUCUUGGUCUUUAUGAUUUAAGGAAUGUUUUAUUUUAGACUUUUUUUUUUUUAAAUAGAGGUUAGUUUGUCAUCUCCCAUAAGAUCAUUUGUUCUGUAAAUUAAAUACCCGUUCUAUGGGGGGUACUUGGUAACUCUUCCCGUCAGUUGCAAAGUGGAGAGAGUGGCUGGCUGUGUACAGACAGUCACUGUGCUGGCAUUUAUGAAACAAGCUGUUUCACAGUCAUAGUUCUUAUAACUGUUGAUGGUCCCGGCAGGAGCUUUAGUUUAUGAGACUUGACGCUUUCAUAAGGUUAGUAUAUUACAAAUAAAUACAGAGGGAUUUCUAAAGCACACCUUUUAGAUUUGACUGUAAUAGCCCUAUUACUUGUUACCAUAGAUAUUUGAUGUAAAAUAACUUCCAAAAUGACAACAAACACUAUUUAUAUUUUGCCCACCUUUUCAAUGUCAGGCUUAAUAGAAACUGAAGAUAGUCAUACUACUUGCAUUCAGACUUUUCAGGUACCACAGCAGGGAGGCACUGGAAACUGUACUUGUGGAAUCCAGAUGGUGAGAAAGGCACAAACCACCUUAGAAUUAGUAGAAAAGCAGCUAGACCUGGUACAGGUAUUCAGGGUCCCCAGAUAACAUUUUGAGAACACAGCACUUUAAAUUUGUGUGUUCCUGAUAUAUUUACCUCUGUCUGGGGAAACCUUGCUCCUUCUGAACUUAAGGGGUUGUUUCCUUUGGUGAAAUUCCAGUUGAAAUCAUUGUUAAAUAUUUUAAAGAACUAAUGGUAAUGGUGUGGGUGUGGUGUUUUUUUACACCCUAAGUGGUUUUCUUCUAUCAGCUCAUGUAUUGGCAUAGAACAGGUAAGCUAGCAACAGUUUUUAUCCUUGGGAGACAGUACUGUUGGGUUGAAGUGUGCUUUCAUAGUUAGGUGUUAGUAGACCCGUCUCUUUACCAAGUUACUCACUUCCUGUAUUCUCAAAAAUACUUAAAUCAUGUAACAUGAAUUCUUUUACACUGUGAUGAAAGUACUAUUUGCUCCGUAGAGUCUUGUUUUGUUUGCUUUUUUAAAUGGCAGGAUCUUUACAUAGCCCUGGCUGUCCUGGAACUCCAGCCUCAGACUCACAGAAAUCAUCUGCCUCUGCCACCACACCCAGCCAGCCCACUGUAGAGUAGUGGGGUGAGAUGGAACAGCUUGGCACCUCAGGCUGACAGUGGCACAUUGCAUGGGACGGCUUACCUUUAUUUAUGUAGUCUGUUCCCCCUACAGUUUCAAAAUUUGCUUUUUUAAAGGUAAUUAAAAGUUUGUAUAAAUUAGCUUAUUGUAUUGAAUUUAUCAGUUAGUUGAACCUUGUGUAUUUUAAAGCGGUGUUAUUACUUUGCUUUUUGUAUGGUUGUGUUUGAACAAAUGAAGAUGUGAGCGUAACCAGGCCUGUGUGGUGGGUGUUUCACAGCCAUCUCUGAAGAAAAGAUGAAGGAACCAGCUUUGUAGUAGCAGGCUUAUUUUUACUAGUGGUCUGGGGUCUUGAAAUGCUGCCAUUGAAACGAACAGGAGUGGAUCUGCUGAGCCUGCGCUAGACAGCUGCAGCAUAGCCCUGGUGUGUGACCCCAGAACUGACUAGGUUUACUGCUCCUUUCAUGACUACAUCCGGGCUUUGAAAACCUUCAGUUUAUAUUUUUAAUGAUGCAUUCUAUAAGCUUAUUUCUGAAAGUUCACUAUAAUUUGGAAAUGUCCAAGUGCUGGGAAAGAUUGGGGCAGAUGCUAGUCUUCCCCGGUGUGGGGCUGUACAGGUGCUUGCUGUCUGCAGAUGUGCCGGUAGAGAACUCCUAGAACUGGGUUCAGAUCCCACAGGAGCAGAGCAUGCGCUUGCAAAGGGCUCCUGACUCCAUGUCCUUCCUCGGGCAGCUUUGCUUCCUUCCGUUUUAGGAGUUUGGGUUAGUGUUUCCAGUGAAGACUUCUGCCGAGAAGGUCUAUCUGAUAUCUUACCCAUUCUGCAUGGUUUAUGCCUGUAGUUGAGCCCAUUGUUGUGAAAUCUGUCCUUGUCCAGUACCUAGAUCUGUGGAGGUCAAUGAAAACGGAAUGUUUGAUUCAGAAUUUCAUAAAAAGAAAAUCCUAGACAGAACAUUUUAAUUGCCUAUAGACAUGCCCAUUAGUUAAUUUUUAAAUUGUUUUGUUCUCCAGAGUCUUGAGCACUUGUUGUCUGAGUCACAAUCUUAAACAAGUAGCCUUCUGAUUAUAACACUUGAGGUAGGGAAGGUUAUAAACUACUGUUCCACAGUGUUCCUAGAAAGUGGUGAAUAGAGCCAGAUUUUUACAGACUUAGAAGUCUUUAUAUGUUCUAAAUAACAUGCUUAGGAGUUUUACACAGGGUAGAAGGUAAAUGCAGAAUGUUUCCCUCUGCACGUCAGGGGGCUACUUCCUCUUCCUUGUCUUCGUAGUGUUGAGGAAUGCUUUCUAUUAUGUCUGUCUACACAUCUGUGCAUGCCUUUCAUGGUUCUGCCUUUUAAAAAUGCAGACUUUUCAGCUUUCUCCUUUGUUUUAACGUGGACACCUUUCCAUUUGCCAUGUGCAGCACUAUCUCAUUGUGUGAAUGGCAUCAGGAUCCAGGAGUGGAUGUCCUUUGCAGGAACAUUUUUGCACGUAUAUGCAUAUACAUAUAUACAUGUUUAUAUGCAUAUGUAUACACACAUAUAUUACAUACAUGUGCAUGCUUACAUGGAAAUUCUUGAUUUUGGCAGAUAGGGAACUUUCAACAAAACAGAUAAUUCUAUUUUGAGGCUCAUCAGCUAUUUAUAUAUGGUAUUUUAUUUCUUCCUGAGAAAAAUUUCAGGUCUUUCAAAUAGUUGUAAAAUGCCAGCAUUUACAUUAAACUGUGUGGGCAGUCAGUGCACUCACUGAGAGACUAUGGAAUCUCAUGUCUUAUUUUAUAUCUUACUCUUUCUGUCACCCCUACCUGUGACCCUAAAGUUUCUAAAAGAACAGCUUGAAAGCUUCCUCUUCCAGUUUGUCAGUAUUGUGAAUCUCCUCAUUCCCACGAGCUUGGAAUGAAUGAACCCUAUAUUUAUGAAAGAAAGUACAAGUCUAUUUUUUCACAACUAGAGUCUUCAGAAUUAGCUUUUGCUUUGGGAAACAACUCAUAAAAGUUUUGGGUUUUGGCUUCUUACCGAAAUAUGCAUUUAGUACUAGUUGUACAUAGAACUUGCUUCCUAGAAAAGUUUGUUUUUCAUGAGGAACACUUACCUACUAACUGACUUGAAAACCCCUCUGCAUGUGGAGGGUAGGAGUGAGGGAAGUUCAAAGGGCAGUAGUCAGGGGCUGGCUUCUGUGGGCUGUGUUUGGAAAAUGUUGACAUGCUGAGGUCUUUGAGGCUCAGUUUUGGUGCAGGAAGUGGUUUUAGAUACUGAUUUUGAUAAUUGUUUCUUUUCUCUUUUGGAGAUGCUGAGGAUUGAACCCUCAGUGUUGCACAUGAAUGCUCUACAACUAAGUCCAGCUAAUUUCUUGUUCAUUGUAAAAUAUUGUUGAAAUAAUUUUUUAAAAUAAAGAUAUGACUUUGUGUACCCUU